UGUCUACUCCAUGCGUUUUAAUAGUUUACCUUUUGAGUCAUUGUGGUCAAUGCCUUUCCCAUAUCCAGAAAAGACUGUUCAACUGUCUCACUAGGUCACUUUCUCAUGAUACAGACUGACAGCCCCCCUAUAUAUGCAAGAGUUCCUCAGUUUCAUAGAGAGAUUCUUCCCCAAACCCAUAUCUGUAAAUCACAAACACAAAUUUUUUUGUGAGGAUUGAUGGAUCAUCUCACAAGUCCCAAAUAUUUUCCUGGUCCACCAUCUGCAUUUCUCCCUAAUGGUGAAAUGCCAUUGGAAGCCAACCCAUUUGCAGACAACCUUCCAGUUCCAGACCCACUUUGCGAGCUCAGUCUUAAGGAAACCUCAGAGUUUGUCAAGUCAUUUCCAGCUAUAAACAAUGAAACCCAGACGAGGAAAGAGGGGGUGAACUCACAAAGGAGACUACUGGAAGCUCCUUCCACACCUGGUAGGCCAGUUUUUAGCUUCGGUGUUGGAAAUCGUUCAAGAAAGGGGUUUCCUUCAAAGUGGGAUGAUGCAGAAAAAUGGCUCAUGAGUAGCUCCUGCCAUGACUCUCCUUCUCAUGCCAUAAAGCCACCCCUAGAGUCCUCAAAGAACCAAAGACAAUGUGAUAACUUUAAGCAGCAAAUGGAAGUCUUUGCAGAGAAAUCAAGGGUCACAGAGGAAAAGGUCUCAAAGGUAGCUCCAAGUUUUCAACAUAACUCUGCUAGAGCUUUUAAUGGGUUCUCUUGCUCUACAGAUGUAUUUCUAAAAGACAAAUUCACCGACAAUGCGGAACUGGUUAGUACGAAUUCUAGAUACUCAGAGCCAUCAAAAGAAGGGUUUCUAUUUGGAAACUCAGCUGGUGGUGAAAUCAUGCUAGAUGCGCACUUGGAACUAAUUCAUGAGGUCCAACACAGAGAUGUUGGGACAGAGAUGACCCCUCUUGGAAGUUCCACCACUUCUAGAUGCCACACACCAUUCAAGAGCUAUUCGCCUGCUCGACAUAACACGCCUGCUAGUAGGUCAGGUCCAUUGGACUUGGGUAACUCUAACAACAGCUGUAGCACCAUUGACAUUGCCAAGCUGCAAGAGUGUCAUUUAGCUAAGCUACAACUUGGGAAUCGUUAUGACUCAGUUGCAUCGAAUUGGGUCUCGAGAGAAGAAGAGGAAGAGGAAAUAUCGAAGAGCCUGAGACAUAUUGAAAUCAGUGACGCUCUUCGGAGAAGUGUUUCUGAAUCAAGAGCUGCUGUUUGGGAAGAAGAGGACAAGACAAAGUGCUGCCUAAGAUACCAGAGAGAAGAAGCAAAAAUUCAAGCUUGGGUGAAUCUCCAAAAUACAAAAGCUGAAGCGCAAUCAAGAAAGCUUGAGGUGAAAAUACAGAAGAUGAAAUCGAAACUAGAAGAGAAGUUGAUGAAGAGGAUGGCAGACAUGCACCGAAAGGCCGAGGAAUGGAGAGUCACAGCCCGGGAACAACACACGGAACAAAUGAAUAGAGCUCGCGAACAAGGACAGAAGAUGAUGAACAGACAUAACUCACUAGUUUCUGGCCAUAGCUCUUGUGGUUGUUUUCCAUGUCGCCAUCACUACAAGCCAUGCAAGAAAGGAUCCGAUAUUUCUCUCGGACAACAAAGGAUACGAAAAUGUUUUCUCCUGCAACCAAAUCCACCAAGACGUUCCAGGGAAUAUUGAGUACUCUCUUUUUGACCCAGAUAAUUCAUGAGUUGUAGUGAUGACGAGCAGCUCCAUAAAAAGUAGUUAAUUCAUGUUUGAUGACAAAGCAAAAAGAAAUU
Tripterygium wilfordii is the source of this 1790-nucleotide messenger RNA. RefSeq lists its product as uncharacterized. Bases 220 to 1689 code for a protein of 489 amino acids. The transcript has 6 exons. The record is from RefSeq and is a predicted model, not a curated record. NCBI's taxonomy places the organism in Eukaryota, Viridiplantae, Streptophyta, Magnoliopsida, Celastrales, Celastraceae.